AUGGCAACUCCCGGCGCGGGUUUUUGGUCCUUCGGGUCUGAAGAUGGAUCCGGAGACCCUGAGAACCCCGGUCCAGCAAAAGCUUGGUGUCAAGCUGCCCAGAAGUUUACAGGAGGCAUUUCAACCAAACUCUGUGCUUUGCUGUACGGAGAUGGGGAGAAGCCCAUGGAAACGGGGGCUGCUAAGGAGGACCCGAGCUCGGCCGCCAGGAAGGCCCCUUGCACCUGCAAUAAAAAGCCCUGCGAUUGCCAGAAAGAGGAUGUCAAUUAUGCGUUUUUACACGCAUCAGAUCUUCUGCCAGCCUCGGACGGAGAAUUAGCUACUUUGUCUUUCCUACAAGAUGUUAUGGACAUUUUGCUCCAGUACCUGGUGACAAAUUUCGACAGAUCAACCAAAGUUAUUGAUUUCCAUUACCCAAACGAGCUACUUCAGGAAUAUAAUUGGGAUUUGGCAGAUCAACCCCAGAGUUUGGAAGAAAUUCUGUCGAACUGCAGGAUCGCGCUAAAAUAUGCCAUUAAAACAGGACAUCCCAGAUAUUUCAAUCAGCUUUCAACCGGACUGGAUAUGGUUGGCUUGGCUGCAGAUUGGCUAACUUCUACAGCCAACACUAAUAUGUUCACCUAUGAAAUUGCUCCAGUGUUUGUACUUUUGGAAUAUGUCACUUUAAGGAAAAUGAGAGAAAUCAUUGGUUGGCCAGGAGGUGCUGGUGAUGGCAUAUUUUCACCUGGUGGUGCCAUAUCUAACAUGUAUGCUAUGUUGAUUGCACGUUUCAAGAUGUUCCCGGAAGUUAAAGAGAAAGGAAUGGCAGCUAUUCCAAGACUGGUUGCCUUCACAUCGGAGCAUAGUCAUUUUUCUGUGAAGAAAGGAGCAGCAGCCUUAGGAAUUGGUACUGACAGUGUGAUUUUGAUCAGGUGUGAUGACAGAGGCAAAAUGAUCCCAUCUGAUCUUGAAAGGAGAAUUGUUGAGGCAAAGCAAAAGGGAUUUGUUCCUUUCCUAGUGAGCGCCACAGCAGGAACUACAGUUUAUGGGGCAUUUGAUCCACUUAUAGCUAUUGCCGAUAUCUGUAAAAAGUACAAGGUCUGGAUGCAUGUUGAUGGAGCGUGGGGUGGCGGGCUGCUGAUGUCAAGGAAACAUAAAUGGAAAUUAAAUGGUGUUGAAAGGGCCAAUUCUGUGACAUGGAAUCCACACAAAAUGAUGGGGGUCCCGCUGCAGUGCUCUGCUCUGCUCGUUCGAGAAGAGGGCCUGAUGCAAAGCUGUAACCAAAUGCACGCUUCCUACCUCUUUCAACAAGAUAAGCACUACGACCUGUCAUAUGACACUGGAGACAAAGCCUUGCAAUGUGGGCGCCAUGUUGAUGUCUUCAAGCUAUGGCUGAUGUGGAGGGCAAAGGGCACUGUAGGAUUUGAAGCACACAUUGACAAAUGCUUGGACCUUGCAGAAUACCUGUACAACAAAAUAAAGAACAGAGAAGGCUUUGAGCUGGUGAUUGAGGGAAAGCCUCAGCACACAAACGUUUGCUUCUGGUAUGUGCCUCCCAGUUUACGAAACAUGGAGGAUAAUGAAGAAAGAAUGAACCGUCUUUCAAAGGUGGCUCCAGUUAUUAAAGCCCGAAUGAUGGAGUGUGGGACCACAAUGGUCAGCUAUCAGCCCCUGGGAGACAAGGUCAACUUUUUCCGCAUGGUUAUCUCCAACCCAGCAGCAGCUCACCAAGACAUUGAUUUUCUGAUUGAGGAAAUAGAGCGCCUUGGGCAAGAUUUAUAAUUGUGUGGUCUUCCAGACCCUUCUGAAAUGUCUCUCUAGGUAGACAAUUAAGUUGUCACAAACUGUGGUGAAUGUAUUUGUAGUUUGUUCCAAAGUGAAUCUAUUUCUAUAUUGU
Zootoca vivipara (common lizard) is the source of this 1876-nucleotide messenger RNA. RefSeq names its product glutamate decarboxylase 2 (gene GAD2). NCBI's taxonomy places the organism in Eukaryota, Metazoa, Chordata, Lepidosauria, Squamata, Lacertidae. Gene Ontology annotation, biological process: GABA biosynthetic process; GABA shunt. Gene Ontology annotation, molecular function: pyridoxal phosphate binding; glutamate decarboxylase activity. The record is from RefSeq and is a predicted model, not a curated record. Gene Ontology annotation, cellular component: cytoplasm.